GAAAUUGGUUGUUUAUUGGACAGAAAAGGAUUUCCUUUUAAGAGGGUUGGCGAUUGCAUUGAAUUUGGGUUUUGGAGCAGGCGUGAAGCAAAACAAAGGAGAUGAUGAUGCGAUACAAAGAGGAAAAAGAAGCGAAGAAGGAAGCUUUUAGAAAAUAUCUGGAAACAAGUGGCGCAGUGGAUGCUCUCACCAAAGUUCUCGUUGCUUUGUACGAGCAAAACGACAAGCCUUCUUCUGCCCUCGACUUCAUUCAACAGAAACUCAGCUGUCCUUCCAUCGCAGAAUAUGAUAAAUUCCAGGCUGAAUUCUCAGAUCUGCAAAUCAGAUACAAUGACCUUUUAGCAGCACAUCACAAAACCUGCAAAGAGUUAGAAGAAAUGAAAAACUCGCAAGCCUUGGUAACGGCAUCUACCAAGGAAACAACUGAUAAUGAAUCUCCUAAAGAUGGGCUCUGAAGCUUCUGUAUCGAAACUUGCAAUUCUUGGAGGUCCUUAAAGGUGUAUUGAACCUGAUUUGCAAUUUUUCUAAUUUUUUCUUCUUUCUUUUUUUUUUUUUUGGUGGGGGUGGCUAUUGCUUGUGAAUAAUAUUCUUGAGAAUAUGGUUUCAAAACGAAUUCAAUGGCGUGUCAUAUGAUCCAUAUAUCCGACCACACCCAAUGAGAUAAGAUUAUUAUUGUUGUUUUUGGGGGGGUGACUAUUGGUUGAUCUUGGUUAUGUUUUAUUUUGUUCUUGCUCCCUGUCUUUGGUGGGUUCUGUUGUAUCUUGUAAUCACCUUUUCCUUUUUCUUAAGCUGUGAUCUAUAUCGAUAAGAUGAUGUUUAUUUCUUAUCAAGUUAUUCUAUAUUGGUGGGUCCGGUCUUCAACGUGAGGAGUUUGUUGGAAAACAUGAGAGGGAAUGACUUUGUUUGGUCCUUGUAUGAAACAAAAAUUACUAAUUUUGUAUAUUCAUUAUUCCAUUGGAAAAGUUUUAUUUUUUUAGUAAAUAUUAUUUAA
Molecule: messenger RNA, 991 nt
Organism: Cajanus cajan (pigeon pea)
Lineage: Eukaryota; Viridiplantae; Streptophyta; Magnoliopsida; Fabales; Fabaceae
Product: c-Myc-binding protein
Biological process (GO): regulation of DNA-templated transcription
Cellular component (GO): nucleus
Molecular function (GO): transcription coactivator activity
Source: RefSeq, a predicted model, not a curated record